ACCGACGGUUCCGAGCACGGCCGCCCGGUCGCGCAUCUUCAUGAUACAGUGAAGAGGAAUCUUGACAGUGCCACCUCCCCUCAGAAUGGUGAUCAACAGAAUGGCUAUGGAGAUCUCUUUUCUGGGCAUAAGAAGACCCGCCGGGAGGCCCCUCUGGGAGUAGCCAUCUCUUCCAAUGGACUGCCUCCAGCCUCCCCGCUUGGUCAGCCUGACAAGCCUCCUGGGGGAGAUGCUCUACAGUCCAGCGGGAAGCACUCUCUGGGGCUAGACUCUAUCAACAAAAAGUGUCUGGCAGACUCGAGCCUCCACUUGAAUGGAGGCAGUAACCCCAGUGAGCCAUUUCCUCUGAGCUUGAAUAAAGAACUGAAGCAGGAACCUGUUGAUGACCUGCCUUGCAUGAUCACUGGGGCUGGAGGCUCCAUAUCGCAAAGCAACCUCAUGCCUGACCUCAACCUUAACGAGCAGGAGUGGAAGGAGCUCAUCGAGGAGCUGAACAGGUCAGUGCCCGAUGAAGACAUGAAGGACCUGUUUAAUGAGGACUUUGAAGAGAAGAAGGACCUAGAGUCUUCUGGUUCUGCCACACAAACCCCCUUGGCACAGGACAUUAAUAUUAAGACUGAAUUCUCUCCAGCAGCCUUUGAGCAAGAACAGUUAGGCUCUCCACAAGUGAGAGCCGGGUCUGCAGGACAGACCUUUCUGGGGCCUUCAUCUGCCCCUCUGAGCACAGAUUCCCCCAGCCUAGGGGGUUCUCAGACCCUGUUCCACACCUCUGGUCAGCGCAGGGCAGACAAUCCCAGCCCAAAUCUGAUGCCGGCAUCAGCCCAGGCCCAGAAUGCACAAAGAGCCAUUGCAAGUGUGGUGUUGCCUGGCCAGGGCCCAGGUGGGGCCUCAGAGCUGUCCUCUGCACACCAGCUCCAGCAGAUUGCUGCCAAGCAGAAGCGUGAGCAGAUGCUCCAGAACACACAGCAGGCUGCCCCGGCACCAGCCCCAGGCCAGAUGUCCACAUGGCAGCAGACAGGGCCCUCUCACAGUCCCUUAGAUGUCCCUUACCCCAUGGAAAAGCCUGCCAGCCCUCCUAGCUACAAGCAAGACUUCACUAACUCCAAAUUGCUCAUGAUGCCUAGUGUGAACAAGAGUUCCCCUCGGCCUGGAGGCCCCUACCUCCAGCCCAGCCAUGUGAACCUGCUGAGUCACCAGCCACCAAGUAACUUGAAUCAGAACUCUGUGAAUAAUCCAGCAUCAGUGCUGGACUACGGCAAUACAAAACCCCUUUCUCAUUACAAAGCGGACUGUGGGCAAGGCAGCCCUGGGUCUGGCCAGAGUAAGCCAGCCCUGAUGGCUUAUCUUCCUCAGCAACUGUCUCAUCUGAGUAAUGAGCAGAACCCUUUGUUUCUGAUGAAACCAAAGCCAGGAAAUAUGCCCUUCCGAUCACUGGUUCCACCUGGCCAGGAGCAGAACACUUCCAGUGUCCCUGUGCCAGCCCAGGCCACCAGCGUUGGGACCCAGCCACCUGCUGUGUCCCUGGCCAGCACUCACAACAGCUCCCCCUAUCUCAGCAGCCAGCAGCAGGCUGCUGUCAUGAAGCAGCAUCAGUUGCUUUUGGACCAACAGAAACAGAGGGAGCAGCAGCAAAAGCACUUGCAGCAACAGCAGUUUCUGCAAAGGCAACAGCAUCUUCUGGCAGAACAGGAGAAGCAGCAGUUUCAGCGUCAUCUGACCCGCCCGCCACCCCAGUACCAAGACCCGACACAAAGCACCUUCUCACAACAGGUUGGACAGUUCACAGGAUCCUCUGCUGCUGUGCCUGGCAUGAACAACUUGGGUCCAUCCAAUUCCAGCUGUCCCCGAGUGUUCCCCCAGGCUGGGAAUCUGAUGCCAAUGGGUCCUGGACACACUUCAGUUUCCUCUCUCACCUCAAACUCAGGCCAGCAGGACCGGGGUGUGGCUCAGUUCACUGGCUCCCAAAGCAUGCCUCAGAGCAGCCUCUAUGGCAUGGCCUCUGGCAUAACCCAGAUGGUUGCACAGCCUCCCCCACCACAGGCCACCAAUGGACAUGCCCACAUUCCACGGCAGACCAGCGUGGGCCAGACCGCCACGGUUUCAGCUGCCUAUGGGCAGAACUCUCUGGGGAGCUCUGGCCUCUCUCAGCAGCACAAUAAGGGGACCCUGAACUCUGGUUUAACUAAGCCACAGGUCCCAAGGGUGUCAGCAGCCAUGGGAGGCCAGAAUCCCUCAUGGCAACAUCAGGGAAUGUCAAACUUGAGCGGCCAGACCCCAGGGAACAGCAACAUAAGCCCCUUCACUGCACCUUCCAGUUUCCACAUGCAGCAGGCCCACCUGAAAAUGUCCAGCCCACAGUUCUCCCAGGCGAUUCCCAGCAGGCCCAUGGCCCCCAUGAGCUCGGCAACUGCAGCAGGGUCCAUGCUGCCCCCAGUGAGUGCACAGCAGAGGACCAGUGCCCCUGCCCCAGCACCACCCCAGUCGGCCCCACAGCAGGGCUUGCCUGGCCUGAGCCCAGCGGGGCCUGAGCUAGGGGCCUUCAGCCAAAACCCCACCUCACAGAUGGGCAGCCGGGCGGGCCUACACUGUGCCCAGGCCUACCCUGUGCGGACUGCAGGCCAGGAGCUGCCUUUUGCCUACAGUGGGCAGCCAGGCAGCAGCGGGCUGUCCAGCGUGGCUGGACACACUGACCUGAUCGACUCCCUACUGAAGAACAGGACUUCAGAGGAGUGGAUGAAUGAUUUGGAUGACCUUUUAGGGUCUCAGUAAUGGAGGGACUUGUGGUGUUUUUAGUGUUCAUAAUCCUAUAUUUUUGCUCUCAGAUUCAAGAAAGAGCAACUUACUUUGGACCAAAAGCCCAUGGCCCAGGGAGCUGGGCAGGAAGAGCCCAAGCCCCAGCUGAGGCCCGGCCCUGGUCAGGAUCUGGGGGAUGUGCAGUUCCCAGGCCAGCAAUUGUGGUCCAUUGGGCUGGCCCCAUCCCAUCUGCUGGCAUCAUUAUCUGGUGUUGGGAUAGCAGAAUAGGGUUCUAAAGGUGGUUUUCUGUCCACAUGACCAAAAAAACAACCUUAGCAGUGAAACCCCACGAUAUCAAGCUUAUAAAAAUAUCUGUGCCAUCAUGUUGACUUUAUCCAAGAUUUCUCCACUUGCCCCAGUAUUGCGGACAAGUUUUUUUGGAACUUUAUAUAGCAGAAUUAUUUGAAAUUUGUAGCAUAGAAAAGAUUUUUUUAAAAAAAUUUUCAAGGUUUUUAAACAGAUUAGGAUAGGUGAUGGUUUAAAAUGAUUACGUGGCAUCGGAAACCUAGAGUUUCCUUUUGAUUAAAGGCCUUUCUUAUUUCCGCUCUUUGUCAGCUUUCAGGGGAGAAGGAGGGUCGCUGGAAAAUCAUAUCUGUAUGUACAGGCUAUGACUGCAUAUGCCAAAAAAGAACAGGAUGCUGUGAGAUAGCAGUUCCGGUAACACAGAUAAGGUCUAACUAGCAGCUCCUCCUCCUCCCAGAGUGCUGUUCUUCCUAGUUGUCACUCCUUCAAGAGGACCGUGCCCCCCAGGAAUCCCCUCCUCCCAUGCACUGGCAGCAGAACCCCAGGCCAAAUGCAGAAGUUGGAGAUUAGAGAUUCCUGUGUCCUUGUGUGUCAUGGCUCCCCAUCUUCUGCAGUUUCCCUGAAAACUUGUAUUUAACAUGGUAGGAGUGUGGUCAUUGUUUAGUUGUGCACAGAUAUCUUUCCUUACCCUGUCUUCAUUUCCCAUGACCUUUCUUUAUGCCUCCCUUUCUUCCUGUUUCCAGCCAAAAUGAAAAACAGUGAUUUACUACAUUGGAGGGGGAAAGAGAGUCAUUAAAAUUCCAUAGGGAGCUCUCCCAUGGUAAGGGAUUGCAGGAAGGAGGCUGCAGGCCGGCCCAGGGGAAGGAAUUCCACUGUUUGACCACUUCUGCCCCUCCCACGUCAGAUGACUUGCACUUUUUGAAGAGAUUGCUUUAUAACACUAAUACAUCCUUUCUAAAGAUUCAAGUAGAUUUUUCUUUUAAGGUCUAUGAAUGAAUGGACUUGACUAAGCUGAGAGUCCACAAAAUAGAAUAUGACAUGUGGGCUGUUUGUGGAAAACAAGAUGGAGAGCACUUCCCCAUAACGAAAGCAAAAUGGUAAGUGCAGGGCGAGACCCUUUUCACAGAGAAUGGUGGAGAGAAAGAAUAUGCUGUAAAGAGUGGCUUAUUCGCAGAAUGGCCUGUGGAGAAGCCACAGCCCCAUUAUUAUGUCCCUGCAAUCUCCAAACGGAUCAUUCAAAGAAUGUCAUAUGUAAAGAAUUGAGCCAAGGAAAAUAUUCAUGUGAAUAACCUCAGUCACUUUGAGGGAGUGAAGGGGUUGUACACGCAUUGGUGAUUAUUUUGCACCAACAGUGCCUUUUUCAUUGGGGGUACUUGGACCCUCAGAUCCUCUUCUCUGAUAGCCAUUUGCCACCGUGGGUGGUGUUUGGGCCGUUUCCCCUUUAAACACCCUUCUUGCCUUCCCUGUGUACUCAGUUUAGCUCUCAAGGGAAUGAAUCAAAGCCAGUGAAGACACCAUCCUCUGAGAGAGUUCCCCAAUCUGAUGGGGAAGAGGGUGACUUCAGCAGGUUUUCUACCAAAAAUAGGGCUGAAGGCUGGUUAUAGAUCCUUGCUCCUCUCCGGGUCUCCCUCUGGCUGCUGCCGGCCUCCUGCCUCUGAACCCUGGGGCGCUCACCACAUCCUCUGCACUCUGCCUUAGUCCUGGGGCCAGCUGCACAGACAGUGGGCUUCUCACUUGCUGCAGUGUCAUAGCAAUAAAAUGUGACUUUUUUGGGGUCCCCCAGGGAGCUGCCCACGGCUUUAUUUAUGAAUCUGGUUUUUGGGAGUCAGGGGAGGAGAUGACUCUGCUUCCAUGCACAUCCCCGUCUCCCUGGAGCCACGACUCAGAAGAAAAGGGUGCUCGGACUUUUGUUAUACACAUUUGCUUUGUGUAAAUAAAUGUUUACAGUUUUAUAUUAAAGAUGGGGUAAAUGUUAGAGCUUCCAACUGUAUAUUUUUUACUUUUAUAGAUGUUAAAACUAUGAUCCUUUAUAUAUGUUUUUGGGGAGCUAUGAUAAGUUUUAUGGCAAACAGUCGGUAUUGUUAACUUUUUAUUGUCAUCAAAAGUACAUAAAAGUCCUUUUAAUCCCCUUAUUCUUCUAUUUCCCUUAACUCUGGUAUACACCAAAAAGAAAUCUUUACUUUCCUUGUUUUAUCAUUAUAAAAAUAAUAAAAGUAUUUUGCUAGUAUGGAAA
Galeopterus variegatus (Sunda flying lemur) is the source of this 5269-nucleotide messenger RNA. It is a transcript of the gene MAML1, whose product is annotated as mastermind-like 1 (Drosophila). Gene Ontology annotation, molecular function: transcription coactivator activity. Gene Ontology annotation, biological process: positive regulation of transcription of Notch receptor target. Gene Ontology annotation, cellular component: nucleoplasm. The transcript is spliced from 5 exons. The coding region runs from base 397 to 2769 and encodes 790 amino acids. The record is from RefSeq and is a predicted model, not a curated record. Lineage: Eukaryota; Metazoa; Chordata; Mammalia; Dermoptera; Cynocephalidae.